Messenger RNA from Oppiella nova, 981 nucleotides. NCBI's taxonomy places the organism in Eukaryota, Metazoa, Arthropoda, Arachnida, Sarcoptiformes, Oppiidae. The record is from the annotation of a GenBank genome assembly.
AAAAAGGGAGCCAAGUUUGGAGCUGCCGGUGCGGCCGGUUUCAAAAAGGGAGCUAAAGCCGGUAAGAAGGGAGCGGCGGCUGUCGGUGGAGCCAAAGGUGUUAAGAAGGGAUUCGCUGCGGGAAAGGUCGCCGGGAAGAAAGGAGGAGCCGUUGGCGCUAAAGCUGUGGCCAAAAAGGCAUUUGCAAAGGCGGGCAAAGGAAUCGGACGCGCUGGACGCGGAUUAGGUCAGCUACUGGCCCUUAGAUUUGCCAAAUUUGGUGCAAAUGUUGUUAUUAUGGAUAUUGAAGAAUCACUUGUAAAGAAAACUAAGGAUUUCAUUGAGAAAGAGUUUGCAUGUGUCGUGAAGACGUAUGUCUGCGAUAUAACGGACAGUGAAAUGGUUAUGAAAACGGCUCAACAAAUUGGCAAAGAGGUCGGGUUUGUCUCAAUUUUGGUCAAUAAUGCGGGCGUUUUGUACGGAAAGAGUAUUCUUGAAUUAAGUGACAAGAAUAUAAUGAAUACGUUUAAUGUGAACGCUAUCAGCAAUUUCUGGACAAUUAGGGCUUUUUUGCCAAAUAUGUUAAUCAAAAAUAAAGGACAUAUCGUAACGGUUGCGUCGAUUUGCGGUAAAACAGGUUUCGUUCAAAUGACUGAUUACUGCGCUUCAAAGCACGCCGUCAUUGGACUCAACGAAAGCCUUAAUUAUGAGCUUUUGAAGCACGACAACAACCAAAUCAAAACCACUAUAGUUUUGCCCACAUUUUUCAAUACAACUCUUAUAAAUGGUGUGAAACCGAGUUCAGUCAUCAAGAUAUUUGAUGCCAACCGAGUGGCCGAUCUUACCAUCGAUGCCAUACUUACUGAUCAACCCAUGAUUAUAAUCCCAAGUUAUUUACACUUUUAUUUCUUACUCAAAGAUAUCCUUCCAAAUGAAAUCUCAAACAGAAUUUUCCAAAUUAUUGGAGGCUUUCAUGUAAUGAAUGAGUUUAAAGGCAAUAAA